Molecule: messenger RNA, 4453 nt
Organism: Coregonus sp. 'balchen'
Lineage: Eukaryota; Metazoa; Chordata; Actinopteri; Salmoniformes; Salmonidae
Source: the annotation of a GenBank genome assembly
AACUAUUGCUCUAAAAGUCUGGUUAUAACAGGUGUGGUGGUGAGCCAGACGAUGGCUCCCACACUGGCUCCUGCUGUGAUGAACACCACAUUCAUUGAAAAUGUGACAGCGACCACCACAGUCAGUGAGACCACCACAGUCAGUGAGACCACCACAGUCAGUGACAAUGUGACCGCGACCACACCCAUGAUCCUCAGCACCACAUCCCAAGGCUGCUCUGCUCUCAACACCUCCACCUGUGAGCCCUGUGUCCCAGGGUCCUACUCCGACAAUGGUGAGUCUAGACGUCCUGUAACCUUACUUACCCUGGUCUGGCAGAAAGAUGCUUAGUUUCAGUGAAGGGGCGGCGGGUAGCCUAGCGGUUAAGAGCAUUGUGCCAGUAACCCAAAUAAUUAGUUUUAUUUCUCACCACAACCUAUAAAUUAGGUAGAAACACAGCGCAGCCAAUUGAUGCAGCACUGUAAUGUAGUUUUUACCCAUGUGACAUCUAUUUUUUGUUAAGUGGACAGUGGACAUAGGAGUUGUGUUGUUGGUGUGUAGCUUUGCCGUAUUAUUUGACUACUGAAAUUUGUCUGGCCUCUACAGACUUACUAAGUGAAAGAUUCUUUGGCUCAAAUGUAAAAUGAAGGUGGUAAAUGUUGUAAACAGCACAGCCUGUUCAAUAACAGCCUUCUGAUCUCUCCCCAGACACCCUGCUGUGUUCCUGCUGCCAUGAGCCAGGGCUGUGUAUGUUCACUGGGGCUUGCCUUGCAUGUUCCAGAGGGUUCUUUCAGCCUCUGGCUGGACAACAGCGAUGUCUGCCCUGCAGCCAGGGUUUUUACACCAAGUAAGUCUCUGUCAACUGAGGGCAUAGCUGAUUCACAAACAUUCUGCAUACCACUGUUGCAUUGACCCUCUUCCUGUUCUCCAUCUCACCUUGCAGUUUCACUGGCAGCCCUGUGUGUCAGUCCUGCCCCCCAGGCUCCUACAGCAACAACACAGGCUCCGACUCCUGCCGAAGCUGUUCUCCAGGUAUUUAUAUCAAUAUUUUUCUGUUUUGGUUGUAUAAUCAUCGCAAUAAUGACUUACUUGUUACUAUUACAGUUAUUAUAUUAUAGUGUGUUUGUUUGUUCAUCCAUGCCCAUAGGCAGAGAAAAAGGAGUGAAUAAAAAAUGAGUAACAACUGAUGAAAACAAUCAGCUCUCCUGUAUAAGAGCUGGGCUUCAGUCAUGCACAUUCAAGCAAUUCAAUUGGAUGUGUCUGGUUUUUAAAUGGAAUGUGUUAUUUUCAGGUUUCUAUACAUCAAAACAAAAUGCCACAUCGUGCAGUCCAUGUCAACAGGGAACGUUCUGCAAGUAAGUGGCCCUUAUUGUCACCUUCGAUUUGUGGUUGCUUAACUAGUGUGGUUUGCACUGCAGCGGGAUCUGCUUGAACUCUUAAUAAUCCACACAACUGUCCCUGUUGCUUGUCUGCAGAUCUAACAUCACAUGCUCCCAUCUUAUGCAACUGAUAUUACUUCCCAAAACAGGACACACACACACACACACACACACACAGACACACACAUAUUGGGUUAGUAGUAGGCAUUGAAAAUAUUAUUUCAUAAUUUAGUCAUCAGACAUGGGGUGGUGAUAGCCAGCAGUAUUAAACAGUAUUUUGUAAAUAAGUUAUUCCCUAUUCAUUGCACCCUUGUGGUCUUCCUUCCCACAGCUCUUCCAGUUGUGCUCUGUGUCAGAUCUGUCCUUCUGGUACAGAGUCUCUGCAGGCCGCUGCUAAGGAGUGCACACCUUGUCGUCCAGGUAACUGCCAGUGCCAUCCAACAAUAUUAACUAUGCUAUUUCUAAUGCAUUCAGUGUGUUAAAAUAUUAAAGGUAAAGAGAAUGUUUAAAAUGUUUUUCUGAGAAUGUUCCAUUCAAUGUAAUAUAAAGUAAAUAUUCAACUAUGACUGUAUUUGAAGUAGCUCUAUUCACAGAUGGGUUAUCUGGCACUGCAUUGAUUACAUCUAUAAACACACUAAAUGAAGGCAUGAUCUACACUGAACAAAAAUAACACACAACAUGCAACAAUUUCACAGAUUUUACUGAGUUACAGCUCAUAUCAGUCAAUUUAAAUAAAUAAAUUAGGUCCUAAUCUAUGGAUUUCACAUGACUGGGAAUACAGAUAUGCAUCUGUUGGAUCAGAAAACCAGUCAGUAUAUGGUGUGACCACCAUUUGCCUCAUGCAGCGCGACACAUCUCCUUCGCAUAGAGUAUAUCAGGCUGUUGAUUGUGGCCUGUGGAAUGUUGUCCCACUCCUCUUCAAUGGCUGUGCGAAGUUGCUGGAUAUUGGCAGGAACUGGAAAACGCUGUCGUACACGUCGAUCCAGAGCAUCCCACACAUGCUCAAUGGGUGAUGUCUGGUGAGUAUGCAGGCCAGAACUGGGACAUUUUCAGCUUUCAGGAAUUGUGUACAAAUCCUUGCGACAUGGGGCUGUGCAUUAUCAUGCUGAAACACGAGGUGACUGCGGCGGAUUAAUGGCACGUCAAUGGGCCUCAGGAUCUCGUCACGGUAUCUCUGUGCAUUCAAAUUGCCGUCGAUAAAAUGCAAUUGUGUUCAUUGUCCGUAGCUUAUGCCUGCCCAUACCAUAACCCCACCGCCACCACGGGGCACUCUGUUCACAACGUUGACAUCAGAAAACUGUCACCCACACGACGCCAUACAUGCUGACUGCCAUCUGCCUGGUACAGUUGAAACCUGGAUUCAUCCAUGAAGAGCACACUUCUGGUGAGCAUUUGCCCACUGAAGUCGGUUACGACGCCGAACUGCAGUCAGGUCAAGACCCUGAUGAAGACGGCGAGCACGUAAAUGAGCUUCCCUGAGACGGUUUCUGACCGUUUGUGCAGAACUUCUUAGAUUGUGCAAACCCACAGUUUCAUCAGCUGUCCGGAUGGCUGGUCUCAGACGAUCCCGCAGGUGAAGAAGCAUGAUGUGGAGGUCCUGGGCUGGUGUGGUUACACGACGUACGGCCAGUUCUCUAAAACGAUGUUGGAGGUGGCUUAUGGUAGAGAAAUUAACAUUAAAUUCUCUGGCAACAGCUCUGUUGGACAUUCCUGCAGUCAGCAUGCCAAUUGUAUGCUCCCUCAACUUGAGACAUAUGUGGCAUUGUGUUGUGUGACAAAACUGCACAUUUUAGUGCCAUUUUAUUGUCCCCAGCACAAGGUGCACCUAUGUAAUGAUCAUGCUGUUUAAUCAGCUUCUUGAUAUGCCACACCUGUCAGGUGGAUGGGAUUAUCUUGGCAAAGGAGAAAAUUGUGCACAAAAUUUGAGAGAGAAGCUUUUUGUGUGUAUGGGAAAUGUCGGGGAUCUUUUAUUUUAGCUCAUGAAACAUGGGACCGACACUUUACAUGUUGCGUUUAUUUUUGUUCAGUAUAAUUUGUUAAGGUAGUACACCGUAAUAGCAGAGAUUGUCAGUUUUAAAUGGAUGACAUCUUAGUGGAGUAAUCUGAUUAGGAUGUAUUGCUGAGAUGUUUGGUUUUGGACAGGUAUGCACAAGGCUCCCCGUCAGAGUAUGUGUCAAAUCUGCAGCAGCGGCUUCUUCCAGAUCCGCUGGGGCCAGGAGACCUGUAACCUCUGCCCCGAAAACCACUACUGCCCAGUCAGUACCACAGCCCUUACUCCCAGUAAACACCUCCAAUACUGAAAGUAUCCUUAAGGGAUUUCCUGACCAACUUUAAUGACCAAGGCUCACUUCAUCUGUUCCACAGAGUCCAGAUGUGAACCCCAUCCUGUGCCCUGGCGAUGCCUUCUGUCCUGAAGGCAGCACUGCUCCAGGUUACUGCAUGGAGACCUUCUUCCGCAAGGCAGGGGAGGAGUGCGAGCUGGCCCCCGUCACCAUUGCUCUACUUGUCAUUGGAGGAGGAGGUAUGUCUGAAGAAACAUGUUGAAAAUAUUGGUGUAGUGGAAGGAAAGUGGUUUGAACUUUAGGCUACAACUUAGAUGUUGAAAACCCUUUCAUAAGUGAGCAAAAAAUUGGCUUCCCAUAUUUACUUGGUUUUAGUGACCCUUUAAUUGAGAAAAGUUGUUCACUGACAUGAACCUUGUUUAUUUCUUCUAAUUGCACUAAUUCUAUGCAUUGUCUGGGCACUACAAAGUACAAAUAUCCAAAUAUAUGAUCGAAUUAUCUUGUUUAGAGGUAAUUUGAUCAAGAGGCAACAUCUUGUAGCAAAAACAAAGUGAAAUAGAAAUCAUGCUGAAGUAAUGGAGUAGCAGUAAGUGAACUUUGUAGUCUUGUUGCAUACAGUCUUUUGAUGUUGUUUUCUUUAUUUUCUCUGGUCCAGUGGCCCUACUUUUCGUCAUCCUGCUGGUGUUGCGUCGAAGGCGAGACACAGACGGAGAGCUUUCCCUCGCACGACAACCUCUGUUACGCAAAGAGCGGCCGCAAGGUCGAUACUACGGGAUACCAUGUGAUGCUGAGCCAGUAUACGCUGGUUGGUGA